Eleginops maclovinus (Patagonian blennie) is the source of this 1060-nucleotide messenger RNA. It is a transcript of the gene rangrf, whose product is annotated as RAN guanine nucleotide release factor. Gene Ontology annotation, molecular function: guanyl-nucleotide exchange factor activity; transmembrane transporter binding; small GTPase binding. Gene Ontology annotation, cellular component: nucleus. The record is from RefSeq and is a predicted model, not a curated record. Gene Ontology annotation, biological process: regulation of sodium ion transmembrane transporter activity; protein import into nucleus; regulation of membrane depolarization. NCBI's taxonomy places the organism in Eukaryota, Metazoa, Chordata, Actinopteri, Perciformes, Eleginopidae. The transcript is spliced from 2 exons. The coding region runs from base 104 to 682 and encodes 192 amino acids.
GUAGGUGGCAGUUGUGCCUAUGACAUGCAUCUAGCGUGCCACACAUUUCAUCAGAAGACGAAGAAAAACUUUCCCCGGAAAGGAGUUCUGGUUUAGUUGAGAGAUGCAGAGCCGAGGCAGCGCCGAUCAGUCCCAUCCUCUGUUUGGAGGAGCUUUGACAGCCGUCCUCCCUCACAGCGCCAAAGACACCAGUGAGCUGAGAGAGAUCCCUGACAACCAGGAGGUGUUUGUCCAUGAACACACCGACCAGAGCCUGAUCGUGGAGCUGGUAGAGUAUCAGAGUCAGGUGGAAAACGAGGACGCUGCAAGGUAUCACUUUGAAGACAUCGCAGGCAGUAACAAAGCUUUAGAGCCAGGUGCUUUUGAGGUGACCAGUGUUGUACCCAUGUCCAAAUCUCAGCUGUCCCUGUCGGACUGCAGUUCUGCCUGGAUGCUGACUGGCACUCAGUGUGUGUCUAAAUUCAACGAAGAAGCGAGGAAUUCAGUGACCCUACACCUGGGUCUGUUCCGUCUACCACAGUUCUCCACAGAUGUCCUGAUAACCUUCAAUGACCCGCAGAGAAUCAACCCUGAUAGCAGCAGUGCAGCUUCAGCAGAGACACACAGACAGCCAUGGACGGUGCAGGAGUUCCAGCGGUUGUUGCAGACGAUGACUCUGCACAACCCAGGGCUGUUUGGAUAGGACUGCUGCUACUUCAUCAGACCCCUGAGUUAAAGGUUUAGUUUCAAGCUCAUUUAAACCACUAUGUUUAGCUGGGGCUCCACAAGAAUCAGGUUGGUACCAACCUGAAAGUUUGGGGGCAAUUCUUUCAAGCUGUGGUCCAGUUGCUGCGUGGCACAAAUCCUGUUUUUCGCUCGAUGUUUACUUUGUUGUGACAAAAAAAUGAAUUCAAAACCAAACAUUCAAGAUUUUAUUUUCAUAUGCACAGAAGCUAAGAUUAUAUAUGGCAAGGAAAAACUCCCAGGCUCCUCCAACAAUGCAACAUAAAACAUCUCAUGAUAUGAAGAUCAGAAGUCAUAAUAAAUGUUUUUGAUAAUAAAAUCUUGGACCUUCUCUUUA